UAGAAAUCCCCGCUGGAUAUUGGCACUACUGAAAAGCCCAAUGGCAGGCAGGGCAUUGCCUCGUAAGCCCAUUCUGUUCCAUGCUCGGCCCAGAAAGCUCCCGCCAGAGCAUUAAUACAGUCCGUGACCACAGCAGCAUCUGUUCUAUGUAGUAAUAACGCAAGUGAACCAUCGCCAAGCGCACCAAUCUUUCUUUGCAUUUUCCUUCUGCACAGCUCGAAGCUAUGUCGUCAUCCUCGUCCAUGCUUCAAAAUUGCAAGAGACUGCUUAGCAUCAGCCUGUGUGUAAUAAUCAUCGCCGUCGGCGUCAAGGUCGACGCGUCCGGCGCCGCCGCCGACCAGUUCGUCUACUCCGGCUUCGCGGGCGCCAACGUCACCCUCGACGGCGCGGCCGUGGUCACGCCAUCAGGCCUGCUCGAGCUCACCAACGGCACGCUCCGGCAGAAGGCGCACGCCAUCCACCCUGCGCCCCUCCGCUUCCGGAACGGCACGCCGGAGACGGCGCGGUCCUUCUCGGCGUCCUUCGUGUUCGGCAUCCUCUGCCCGGACACUGACGCCUGCGGCCACGGCAUCGUCCUCUUCGUCGCCCCGGGGAGCUACGACCUGUCCGCCGCGUUCCCGAGCCAGUACAUCGGCCUCGUCAACGGCACGACCAACGGCGAUGCCGGCGACCACCUCUUCGGCGUCGAGCUCGACACCGACCAGAACAACGAGUUCCGGGACAUCGACGGCAACCACGUCGGCGUCGACGUCAACAGCCUCGAGUCCGUGUCCUCGGCCACCGCCGGCUACUACGAUGAUCGCGGCGGCGGCGGUGCCUUCCGCAACCUGACCUUGGCUAGCGGCGAGGCGAUGCGGGUGUGGGUGGACUACGACGGCGAGGAGAAGCGGAUCGACGUGACCAUGGCUCCCCUGAGAAUGGCCAAACCGAGCAAGCCGCUGAUCUCCACCGCCUACGACCUGUCCUCGGUGCUCACAGAUGUGGCUCGCGUGGGCUUCUCCUCGGCGACAGGCUCCUUCAACUCACGGCACUAUGUUCUUGGUUGGAGCUUCGCCAUGGACGGACCUGCUCCGGCCAUUGACAUCUCCAAGUUGCCAAAGCUGCCUCGCUUUGGUCCCAAGCACCGAGCCAGAUUGGCCGAGAUCGUACCGCCGGUAGCCACCGCAGGGCUCAUCUUGUCCGUGGGUGCCAUUGUGGUUCUGCUGGUGCGGAGACGGUUGCGGUACAGUGAGGUCCAGGAAGAUUGGGAGGUUGAGUUUGGGCCACAUCGGUUCUCGUACAAGGAUUUGUUCAAUGCAACCGAAGGAUUCAAGAACAAGAACCUACUCGGUGUCGGAGGGUUUGGGAGGGUGUACAAGGGUGUGCUUCCAGGGUCAAAAAUGGAGAUCGCCGUCAAGAAAGUGUCGCACGACUCAAAGCAGGGCAUGAAGGAAUUCAUAGCAGAGGUUGUCAGCAUUGGCCGCUUGCAGCACCGUAACCUUGUGCAGUUGCUUGGUUACUGCAGGCGAAAGGGUGAACUUCUCUUGGUCUACGAGUACAUGUCGAAUGGGAGCCUUGAUAAGCACUUGUAUGGUGGUAGUGACAAGCCAAUUCUAGAUUGGGACCAGAGGUUCAAGAUCAUCAAAGGAAUCGCUGCCGGGUUACUCUAUCUCCACGAGGAGUGGGAGAAAGUAAUCAUCCACCGUGAUAUCAAGGCAAGCAAUGUGUUGCUUGACAAUGACGUGGAUGGUCGACUUGGUGACUUCGGCCUCGCGAGGUUGUAUGAUCACGGUGCCAACCCACAUACCACUCAUGUGGUUGGAACCAUAGGGUACCUAGCUCCUGAGCUUGGGCGCACAAGUAAAGCAACCCCUCUGACCGAUGUGUUCGCCUUCGGCAUAUUCGUUCUUGAAGUCACUUGUGGACAAAGGCCCAUCAAGCAAAAUUCAAACGGUGACCAACUCUUGCUGAUGGAUUGGGUUGCUGACCAUUGGCACAAAGGAUCACUGACCGAUACCGUGGAUGCUAGGCUCCAUGGAAGCUACAACGUUGGUGAGGCAUCCCUAGCGCUCAAGAUAGGAUUGCUAUGCUCACACCCCCUUUCCGGUGCGAGGCCUAGCAUGCGCCAAGUCAUCAAGUACCUCAACGGAGAUAUGCCACUACCGGAGCUGAAUCCGACACUUCAAAGCUUUGAAUCUCUUGCGCUGAUGCAAAACGAAGGGUUUGACUCUUCAAUCAUACCCUUCCUUCUAACCAUCCUUCUCCACUCCCUGAAUCCUGCUACGGCUGUCAGUGCUACUGCUACCACCGGCCAGGACCAGUUCGUCUUCUCUGGCUUCGCCGGCGCCAACCUCACCCUCGACGGCACGGCCACCGUCACGGCGGACGGCCUCCUCGAGCUCACCAACGGCACGGUCCAGCUCACGGGCCACGCCUUCCACCGCGCCCCCGUGAGCUUCCGCACAUCUCCCGGCGGCGCGGUGCGGUCCUUCUCGGCGUCCUUCGCGUUCGCCAUCCUCACCACCUACCCGGGGCUCAGCUGCCACGGCAUCGCCUUCGCCGUCGCUCCCAGCACGGACUUCUCCUCCGCGCUGGCCGCGCAGUACAUGGGCCUCGCCAACAUCGACGACAACGGCAACGCGACGAACCGCUUCUUCGCCGCCGAGAUCGACACCAUGGAGAACGUGGAGUUCCAGGACAUCAACAACAACCACGUCGGCGUCGACAUCAACGGCCUCCGCUCCGUCGAGGCGCACACCGCGGGGUACUACGACGACACCAACGGGAGCUUCCAUGGCAUGAACCUGAUCAGCGGCGAGGUGAUGCAGGCGUGGGUGGAUUACGACGGGGAGGCCGCGAGGAUCAACGUCACCAUCGCUCCCAUUGCCGUGACCAAACCAGUAAGGCCACUCGUCUCUGCAAGGUACAACCUCUCCAAUGUGCUCAGGGAGCCGUCAUACAUUGGCUUCUCAUCCGCGACCGGCCCGAUAAACUCUCACCACUACAUUCUUGGCUGGAGCUUCGCCAUGGACGGAUUUGCUCCGGCGAUCGACAUCGCCAAGCUGCCAAAGCUACCUCGCCUCGGCCCGAAGCCUCGAUCCAAGGUCUUGGAAAUCUUGGUGCCGAUUGCCACGGCAGCUUUCAUUGUCACCCUAGGCACUCUUGUAGUUGUAGUCGUUAGAAGAAGAAUGAGGUAUGCCGAGCUCCGGGAGGAUUGGGAGGUCGAUUUUGGGCCUCACCGGUUCUCGUAUAAGGAUUUGUUCCAUGCUACCGAUGGGUUCGAGGACAAGCAUCUUCUCGGGAAAGGAGGGUUUGGAAGGGUGUAUAGAGGACUCCUUCCGAAAUCUAAAGUGGAGGUCGCCGUGAAGAGGGUGUCACAUGAGUCGAGGCAGGGAAUGAAGGAGUUUGUUGCCGAGGUUGCUAGUAUUGGCCGCAUCCGACACCGUAACCUUGUGCAGUUACUUGGCUAUUGUCGGAGGAAAGGUGAACUCCUUUUGGUGUAUGACUACAUGUCUAAUGGCAGCCUAGACAAAUACCUGCAUUACGAAGUGGAGAGACCAACGUUGGAUUGGGCUCAGAGGUUUCAAAUCAUCAAAGGAGUUGCAUCUGGUUUGUUAUACCUUCAUGAGAAGUGGGAUAAAGUUGUCGUUCACCGGGAUAUCAAGGCCAGCAAUGUGCUCCUCGACAAAGAAAUGAAUGGGCGGCUUGGUGACUUUGGCCUUGCAAGGUUAUAUGACCAUGGCACCGAUCCCCAAACCACUCAUAUGGUUGGCACCAUGGGUUACUUAGCUCCAGAGCUACUGCGCACAGGCAAGGCAUCACCUCUCACUGAUGUUUUUGCUUUUGGCACAUUCCUCCUUGAGGUAACAUGUGGGCAAAGGCCAAUCAAGGAAGACGCACAAGGCGAUCAACUGUUGUUGGUCGAUUGGGUACUCGAUCAUUGGCACAACGGGACUCUCCUUGAGACAGUGGAUACAAGGCUGCAAGGCAACUAUAACACUGAUGAAGCAUACCUUGUGCUAAAGCUUGGACUGCUCUGCUCACACCCAUCUGCAAGCUCAAGGCCAAACAUGCAAAAUGUCUUGGAUUACCUUGAUGGACAUGCACCGGUUCCAGAAUUGGCAUCAACACAACUGAGCUUCAACAUACUAGCCCUUUUGCAAAACAAGGGAUUGGAUCCAUAUAUUGUGUCAUGCCCUCCAUCAUCAAUGAUGAGCUUCGGAACUAUAUCUGAUCUAUCAGGAGGGAGAUGAUACUCACUUGAAUGUUUUUCCCUUUUUAUGAAGGAACAACAGGGUUGCUCCUAUUGAUUACAGUAGAUAAAAAUAUACUAAUGGUAGAUAUAGGAUUUACAUUGGAGGCAGGAAGGAAUAGUGUCUAUUUAGCCAAUUACAGUUAUCUUGAAGAUAUUUUCCUUUUGCCCUAUGGAUAGCCAUGGAAAAUUAAAUAUAUUCUAACUUGCAUAGGGCAAGAUCCUACUCCAUUGUAAUAUUAGAACAUAAGGAAGAAUAUAGUGAAGUACAAGAUAGGCAAAAGGGAGUACUAUGAUAGUGACAUGUGUGGAGGAUUUGGC
Messenger RNA from Setaria italica (foxtail millet), 4552 nucleotides. RefSeq lists its product as uncharacterized. The record is from RefSeq and is a predicted model, not a curated record. Lineage: Eukaryota; Viridiplantae; Streptophyta; Magnoliopsida; Poales; Poaceae. Bases 225 to 4232 code for a protein of 1335 amino acids. Gene Ontology annotation, biological process: protein phosphorylation. The transcript has 3 exons. Gene Ontology annotation, molecular function: carbohydrate binding; ATP binding; protein kinase activity. Gene Ontology annotation, cellular component: plasma membrane.